GGGGCGACAAAUGUGUCUCCUGAUUUUGUAUGGGUUUUGUUAAGGGUUUUUUUGUUUUGUUUUUUUGCUGAACAUGGAGGGUACCACUGUCCAACUCUUAAGAUUUUCUCUAGCACUUUUUGGCUUUUGUGUCCAUGGGCAUAUUGGAAGUGUUGGUGGCUUUAGCAAUGGAGGUUAUCCUGGGUACUAUGAGGCUGGCCUCCCAAUGCAGGAUGAUGUGAAGCAGCAAAGUUCCAGCUGGUAUGACCAAGGAGUUGUAUCAGAUCCCUUUAGGCCACUAAGAUCCAAGGAUUUCACUUAUGGUGCUACAGUUAAUGGUUUACAUAACCGUGUAAGCUAUAGCCCUCAAACUGGCUCCUAUGGCUCUGGUCCAGUGACAAGUGUAUAUAACAUUGGUUCUGAAUCUGAUGUUAGAAGGCAAAAUCCAGGCUCUCUGAUAUCUCCAGGUGGCAGUUUUGUUUCUGGUUCUCUAGCCACUGCAUUGAGUACAAGUGUGAGAAGUAAGACCGUACCCAAGCCGGCACAGCUUAACUAUCAAACUGUAGUGCAGACUAGUAAUGAGCCUGUGGCCUCUAAUAGCCAGCAACCAGUGCAGACUGGCUCCCAGUCCAGUGGUCUACUGUUAGCUAAUGCCCAGUCCUUUGUCAAGCCCCAGAGAAGUAGACUUCAAGUUGGUUCCAAGCUAUUUUCUGGUGGCAGGCCCAUCCUGAGUUCAAGUCUUGGCCAGCAGUCAGCACAAGCCAGCUACCAAUCUGUGUCCCAACCCAGUGGCCUGCACUCGGCUCAAGCCAGCUACCAGUCUAUGCAACAGCCUAGUGGCCAAAAACCAGGACUGACCCGAUACCAGCCUGUCUCUCAGCCCAGUGGCCUGCAGUCGGCACAAGCCAGCUACCAGUCUUUGUCCCCGCCUAGUGGCCUGCAGUCAGCACAAGCCAGCUACCAGUCUAUGCAACAGCCUAGUGGCCAAAAACCAGGACUGACCCGAUACCAGCCUGUCUCUCAACCCAGUGGCCUGCCGUCAGCACAAACCAGCUACCAGUCUUUGCCCCAACCUAGUGGCCUGCAGUCGGCAAAAGCCAGCUACCAGUCUAUGCAACAGCCUAGUGGCCAAAAACCAGGACUGACCCGAUACCAGCCUGUCUCUCAGCCCAGUGGCCUGCAGUCAGCACAAGCCAGCUACCAGUCUAUGCAACAGCCUAGUGGCCAAAAAACAGGACUGACCCGAUACCAACCUGUCUCUCAGCCCAGUGGCCUGCAGUCAGCCCAAACACGCUACCAGUUUGUGCCCCGGCCUGAUGGCCAAAAACCAGGACAGAUCCAAUACCAGCCCAUCUCACAGCCUAGUGGGUUGCAGUCGGCACAAGCUAGCUACCAGUCUGUGCCCCAACCUACUGGCCUGCAGUCGGCAAAAGCCAGCUACCAGUCUAUGCAACAGCCUAGUGGCCAAAAACCAGGACUGACCCGAUACCAGCCUGUCUCUCAGCCCAGUGGCCUGCAGUCGGCACAAGCCAGCUACCAGUCUUUGUCCCCACCUAGUGGCCUGCAGUCAGCACAAGCCAGCUACCAGUCUAUGCAACAGCCUAGUGGCCAAAAACCAGGACUGACCCGAUACCAGCCUGUCUCUCAGCCCAGUGGCCUGCAGUCGGCACAAGCCAGCUACCAGUCUUUGUCCCCACCUAGUGGCCUGCAGUCAGCACAAGCCAGCUACCUUUCCAGUUUUGGUUCCCAACCCCUAGAGCAACCCAGUAAUGUACAACUUGCUUCAAGCUAUGAGUCUGUUGCAGCCUGACCUUCAGGAUACAGCACCACUGCGCUCCCAGACUACUCAAAAUGAGCACUUCUCGCCAGGCAUGUUGAGGCUGUUGCAGCAAGUGAAGUCAUAGCUGCACAGUUGAUUUAACUUCAUUUAGUGUGUCUUUGUUGUUUUUGUUUAACAAUAAAUAUCACAUACCAA
Molecule: messenger RNA, 1954 nt
Organism: Sinocyclocheilus rhinocerous
Lineage: Eukaryota; Metazoa; Chordata; Actinopteri; Cypriniformes; Cyprinidae
Product: AT-rich interactive domain-containing protein 1A-like
Exons: 3
Coding region: 74-1789 (571 amino acids)
Source: RefSeq, a predicted model, not a curated record